CCCAGUUUAGAUCGUUGAGCGUUCGGGUUGAGAGCACGGCGCUCUCUGGUGGUGGAACGGGGCAAUGCUGUUGCACUCGCACUACUCCCCAGUUAGGAGGGGGGCUCGGCUCCUAGAGGCUCCCGAAAGUGCUACUUGUGUCAGUGGUGCUGGUGCUUGCUAGUGUGUGUUAUUCAUGACAACACCCAACUCAUCUGUCGUCGAGUGUCGCGAAUUCGGUCAGUGAUGGCGGCACGUGAAAGCGAACUGCAGUCGCAGGAUGACAAAAACGCGGAAGACGAGGAAAAACAUUCGCGUCGCAACUCGGAGGCGGAAAACUUGCUAAAUUGUGGAGCGGUUGACAUUGCUGUGGUGGGCCGAAAAGAUACGCCAAAAUCCUUCUCUGAUUGGUUAUCAUGGAAUUCAAUCAUGAUUCAAGAGGCUUUUGUCUAAUCAGGUAUAUGAACCUUCAAGUAACGGAUGGAAAUAAAUUAGAAAUUUCAUUUGCAGAAGAAGAAGUCUUCGGGGUAAUUUACAGCAUCUAAUCUGGAUUUUCAUUAAAUAAUAAUCACUCCAAGUAACAUUUGAUUUGGGUUGUGGAAGUGAUAUUGUAAAAGUAAAAAAUUGGAUCAUAAGUUUAAUUAUCUGAAAAACUUAGAAUUUGUGUAAAAACCUCGGUGUGUUGAAUCCAAUCUGUUUUUACAGCGGUUGAUUGGGCUAUAACUUUAUUAUAUUUGAGUACCAUUAUAGAACUCAAUAAAUAACGGGAAAAUUUUGAAAUCAGUUAACUACUUGUGGCAAUCAA
Nilaparvata lugens (brown planthopper) is the source of this 784-nucleotide messenger RNA. RefSeq lists its product as uncharacterized. The transcript is spliced from 2 exons. The record is from RefSeq and is a predicted model, not a curated record. The coding region runs from base 226 to 432 and encodes 68 amino acids. Lineage: Eukaryota; Metazoa; Arthropoda; Insecta; Hemiptera; Delphacidae.